Molecule: messenger RNA, 747 nt
Organism: Erigeron canadensis
Lineage: Eukaryota; Viridiplantae; Streptophyta; Magnoliopsida; Asterales; Asteraceae
Product: serine/threonine-protein kinase CTR1-like
Exons: 6
Biological process (GO): protein phosphorylation; signal transduction
Cellular component (GO): cytoplasm
Molecular function (GO): protein kinase activity; ATP binding
Source: RefSeq, a predicted model, not a curated record
AAUAGUGGUGGGACAGUAGCUGAAACUGAAGCAGGGAUGUGUGGUUUGCAGAUCAUACGAAACAGUGAUCUUGAAGAACUUCGUGAACUAGGAUCCGGUACAUUUGGAACUGUUUAUCAUGGCAAGUGGAGGGGAACGGAUGUUGCUAUAAAGAGGAUCAAAAAGAGCUGUUUUUCAGGGAAAAAGUCAGAGCAAGAACGAUUGACUAAAGAUUUUUGGAGAGAAGCUCAAAUCCUAUCAAGACUUCACCAUCCAAAUGUGGUGGCGUUAUAUGGUGUGGUACCAGAUGGACCCGGGGGGACAUUAUCUACAGUAACGGAAUAUAUGGCUAAUGGGUCACUUAGACAUGUUUUAUUGACGCAAGAUAGAUCACUUGACCGAAGAAAGAGACUCAUAAUUAUGCAAGAUGCUGCAAUCGGCAUGGAGUACCUGCAUUUGAAAAACAUCGUUCAUUUUGAUCUAAAAUGUGAAAACUUGCUCGUCAAUUUGGGAGAUCCUCAACGACCUGUAUGUAAGGUUGGUGACUUUGGUUUAUCAAGAAUUAAACGCAACACAUGUGUGUCGGGUGGUGUACGGGGAACACUUCCCUGGAUGGCUCCAGAGCUCCUUAAUGGAAGUAGUGCUAGAGUUUCUGAGAAAGUUGAUGUAUUUUCAUUUGGCAUUGCAAUGUGGGAAAUCUUGACUGGAGAGGAGCCAUAUGCAGACAUGCAUUGUGGUGCCAUCAUAGGUAAGCUCUCACAUUGUUGA